Messenger RNA from Setaria italica (foxtail millet), 863 nucleotides. RefSeq names its product tropinone reductase homolog At1g07440. The coding region runs from base 1 to 789 and encodes 262 amino acids. Gene Ontology annotation, molecular function: oxidoreductase activity. The record is from RefSeq and is a predicted model, not a curated record. The transcript is spliced from 3 exons. NCBI's taxonomy places the organism in Eukaryota, Viridiplantae, Streptophyta, Magnoliopsida, Poales, Poaceae.
AUGGUGGCUGCCGGCAGGAGCAUGGCCGAGCGGUGGAGCCUCGCCGGAGCAACGGCGCUCGUCACCGGCGGCAGCAAGGGCAUCGGGCAUGCCAUCGUCGAGGAGCUGGCGGGGUUCGGCGCGCGCGUGCACACGUGUGCUCGCAACGCGGCGGAGCUGGAGGCGUGCCGCCGGCGAUGGGAGGAGAAGGGUCUGCAGGUCACCGUCUCGGUCUGCGACGUCUCCGUGCGCUCUGAUCGUGAGGACCUCAUGGCCACCGUCAAGGACACUUUCGACGGCAAGCUCGACAUCCUCGUGAACAAUGCGGGGCAGUCGCUGUUCAAGGCGGCGGCGGAUUGCACCGGCGAGGACUACGCGAGUAUCAUGGCGACCAACCUCGAGUCGUGCUUCCACCUCAGCCAGCUCGCGCACCCGCUCCUGCUGGCCAGCAGCACCGGCGGCAGCGUGGUCCACAUCUCCUCGGUCGCCGGCUUCAUUGGGCUCCCGGCGCUCGCCGUCUACUCCAUGACCAAGGGUGCCAUGAACCAGCUCACCAGGAGCCUCGCCGCGGAGUGGGCCCACGACGGCAUCCGCGUCAACUGCGUCGCGCCUGGUGGAGUCAGGACUGAUAUUAGCAAUGAUAGGACGAUUGACCCGGAGCUAGUGAAGAAGGAGAUGGCACGGCUGCCGAUGGGGAGGAUCGCCGAGCCGGAGGAGGUGGCGUCCAUGGUGGCAUUCCUCUGCAUGCCGGCGGCGUCCUACAUGACCGGACAAGUCAUCUGCGUUGACGGCGGCCGCACAAUAGCUUAGCUAGCUAGCUUAUAUCAGUCCAGUUGUCACGUGUCUCGCACGUGUAUGUAUGCGCACGUGAGACCAGCUACUGG